AUGACUGGAUUAAUUUUACUUAGUAUUUCAGAACUCGACGAUAUUGACACAACAAAACCUGCAAAUACGAUAUGGGAUGCAGUGACCAGUUCAAUGAAGAGGACAGCAUUAAAUGUUGUUGGAAUCAAUCAAAAGCAACACAAAUUUCACAAUAACGAGAUUUUCUCUCUCUCAGAAAACCAGAAAGCCUUGAGGCUAAGAAUACAGAACUCCAAAAACCCGGAAGACAUAAGGGAUCUUCGAAAAUUAAGCAACCUGACAUUACUAAAUAUCAAGAAAAUACAAAAAACGCUAGUAUACAAAGAAACAGAAGAACAACUCCAAAACAUAGUAAAGCAAAAGGACGGGACAAGAAUGUUUAUGGCUAUGAGACUGUUAAUGAAAAAGCAGAGACAAAACUCGAUUACUGUCUGGGACACCACGGGUGCUAUCAUCAUCAACAACAAAAGUAAAGGAGAUGCUAUAUCUAGAUUCUACUACAAAAUGCUUAACUGGGAGGAUGAGUCAGGGUACAAACCCUACCCACAUACUGCAGGGGCACUAAGCUGCCCAAUAAACACAUGUGAAAUAUUGGAUGCAAUCAAGAAAUUGAAAAUCGGCAGGUCUGCGAGACCAGAUAAUAUCCCACCUGAACUAGUAAAAUACGCACCAGUGAAGCUUGCUGAAAUCAUUGCAUACAUUCUGAACAAAGGAUUUGAGCAGAACAACCAGCUAGACUUCGGCAAAGGAUGGUUAAUUCCACUACAGAAACCCGGAAAACAAAAAGGACCUUUACUCAACUUAAGACCUAUUAUUAUACUAACGACGCUUCGGAAAACACUGUCACUGGUUGCAUUGGAGAGGAUAAGAAUCAAGGUGGAAAAUUAUCUGUCUCUGGGGCAAAGUGGAUUCAGAACGGGAAGGUCCACUGCUGAUGUUAUCUGGACGCACAGAUGGACCGCUGCUUUAUGUCAAAAAUAUAAACGGUGUACUGAGAUUCUCGGAAUUGAUAUGUCCAGAGCAUUCGACUCUAUUCAUAGAACCAAACUUGUGGAUGUACUUUCGAGCUUUCUAAAUCAAGACGAUGUCAGAAUCAUCAUAAAACUACUACAAGGCACCCAAUUGGCAACCGAACUUGGCAAAACUGAGUCAAAUUACUUUUACACUUCACGGGCCAUACCGCAGGGUGACUUGCUGUCCCCAGUCCUGUUUAUCGUCUAUCUAGAAGCAGCACUCAGAGACUUCAGGCCUUUUGUUGACAAUAGCAAAUACAAUGAAAUAAUAUAUGCCGACGAUGUCAACUUCGUUUCUGAAGACGCAGAAACCUUUCAGUACAUUAUUGAAAUAUUACCACAUAUAUUUUCCAAAUGGUUUUUAAAAGUCAAUCAUAAUAAAACGGAAUACACGAAAAUCGUUCGUGCUGAACGCACCCACGAUGAGCCCUGGAGAAAGCAUUAA
Messenger RNA from Octopus sinensis (East Asian common octopus), 1437 nucleotides. RefSeq lists its product as uncharacterized. The transcript has a single exon. The coding region runs from base 1 to 1437 and encodes 478 amino acids. Lineage: Eukaryota; Metazoa; Mollusca; Cephalopoda; Octopoda; Octopodidae. The record is from RefSeq and is a predicted model, not a curated record.